AGCCGAGCCGAGCGCAGCGGAGCGCAGGGAGGACCCGAGGGCGGAGCGGAGCGCGGCGGGCCGGGCCGAGCGACCCCCGAGAGGCCCCACGUCCCUCCGCGGCCCCCCCGUGCCUCCUCCCCCCGGUCGGCGCCGGGGUUGCCGCGACAGGCGGCGGCCGAUCCUGGGAAGCGCUGACCUCUGCGGAGGCGGCGGGGGCUCAGCAUCGGGCCGGGGCCGGGGGGGCGCCGGGGCCGGGGGGCGGCGCUCCGGCCCGGCCCGGCCCCGCCCGAUGUCCAUGAGCGCGAACACCAUGAUCUUCAUGAUUCUGGGGGCGUCGGUCGUGAUGGCCAUCGCGUGCUUGAUGGACAUGAACGCGCUGCUGGACCGAUUCCACAACUACAUCCUCCCGCACUUGCGGGGCGAGGACCGCGUCUGCCACUGCAACUGUGGCCGGAACCACAUCCACUACGUGAUCCCGUACGACGGGGACCAGUCGGUGGUGGACGCCUCGGAGAACUACUUUGUGACGGACAAUGUGACCAAGCAGGAGAUCGACCUGAUGCUGGGGCUGCUCCUGGGCUUCUGCAUCAGCUGGUUCCUGGUGUGGAUGGACGGCGUCCUGCACUGCGCCGUGCGCGCCUGGAGGGCCGGCCGGCGCUACGAUGGCUCAUGGACCUGGCUGCCCAAGCUGUGCAGCCUGCGGGAGCUGGGCCGGCGGCCGCACAGGCCCUUCGAGGAGGCCGCGGGGAACAUGGUGCACGUGAAGCAGAAACUCUACCACAACGGGCACCCCAGCCCGCGGCACCUGUGAGCCGCGAGGGGACUUGCCGGGGCUACCGAGCCACUGGCUGCUGUACAGAUGUAAAAGGGACCUCGUGGACACCCGGGCCGGCGGGACUGGACAGCAGCCCUGGGCCCGGGGUAUCCGGGGCUGUGGCCGGCCGGGAGAGUCCAGUGGAAGGUGCUGUCUCCUCUUCUUUUUAUAAAGGGGGUUGGGGUGGGGGCUGGGGUGAGGGCGACUGCAGGGCCUCAGGGGGCUGGACCCUGGGCCCCUGGCUGGGCAGGGCACGAGGGCCCCAGAGGUGCUGGGGGACAGGGAUGGUCCUGGGGGGCAGGUGGGGACAGCCAGGUGCACGGCCUGGGGCAGCAUCUGUUUGAAGCCGCUGUUUCCCGUGCUCUGCGUCCACCAUCUGUCUGGACCAAGCCAGCCCGGCAGAGGGGAGGGAGGCGAGGGGCGUCCGUGUGUGCACGGCUGCAGGGUGGGACACAGGCCCCUGGCCCCGCUGUGUCAGGCACCUCAUGUGAAGCCCACCCCUCUGUGGUCAGUAAAUUCUCCAGAAAGCUCCA
Saimiri boliviensis boliviensis (Bolivian squirrel monkey) is the source of this 1329-nucleotide messenger RNA. It is a transcript of the gene TMEM240, whose product is annotated as transmembrane protein 240. Lineage: Eukaryota; Metazoa; Chordata; Mammalia; Primates; Cebidae. Gene Ontology annotation, cellular component: synaptic membrane. The record is from RefSeq and is a predicted model, not a curated record.